UUGUGCGUUCCCGCGUUUACUGCAGCUCUCCACAGCGUCGCCUUCUUGUUUUUGUGUGGUGACCAACCCAGAAACGGGAGGAAGGGAAGAGCUGGGAGCACUCUCAAUGCAGGCUCCAGUCAAAGGCCAAGAAAUGGAGGUGGCGGACCUGGACGAAGCUCAGAGCAAGAAAGUUUUCAGAGCAAGAAAAACCAUGAAAAUAAGCGACCGACAACAGCUGGAAUCCAUCCAUAACUCCCACUCCUCCUCGGCCCUCUCCUCUUCCACCGGCGCUACCUCCUCCUCCACGCCCCCGCCCGCCGUAGUGAACGGGAAAGACCCGGAGGAGGAGCAGACGGCGGGAGAGAGCCACACAGACACAAACCCGAAAGAGACGCGCCCUACCCCGCCUGCCUCUCGCACCCCGUCUCCCCUCACGCUCUCCCUCUCUCUGUCCCCCUCCCCGCCUUCCCAGUCUCCUCAGCUGCCGUCCGGCAGUAACGCCUGCUUGUCCCCAGCGCACUCUCCCAAAAGUGCGGGGAACGAGAGUGACAGAGAGGAGGGAGAUGGCGAAGGGGAAAAGGAGAGGCCCUCCGUGGCAGAGGGAGUGAAGACAGCAGAUGAGAAGAUGGAAGGAGGAGAGGUGAAAGAGAAGGAAGAUAGUGCUGGACCACAAGUAGAAGAUAAAGAGGAUGAAAACCCCAAGCCUGAUGGUGAUGUUUCAUCACCCUUGGAUUCCCCUCAUGACCCCACCAUCUCUCCUGCUUCUCCCAUGGCUUUGGAGACCAAGGACGAGGAGAGCAAGACAGAGACUGGCAAAAGGACAGAAUCUGAGGAGGCGGUGGCCAUGGAUACAGACCCCGCCCCCAUGGAGAUCGAGGCCCUUGAAGACAAGUCCAUCCCUGCCACUGACAUGGUUUCCUCCUCCUCUCCCUCUCCUUCCCCGUCCCAUGCACCCGAGUCUGACCUGGAAGUGAAAGAGGGAUUUCUGGUCCUUAGUGAAGAAGAUGAGAACCAAGGCGAGAAGGAUGAAGAAAAGGAGAAGCAAGAAGUGAAAGAAAUUGAGAGUGGAGAGGAGAUGGAUGUGGAUAUGAAGAAGGAUGAAGAGAAAGAGCAUGUCAGUGAUACUGCUCCCCCUUCUCCCACUUCAUCCCCUGCCACUCCUCCUACAGGUGACCCAGAAGCAGACACGGGCCACAGCACCCUCUCUGGGAAGAAGCGUACACUGUGUGCAGACUUGGAAGUGGACAGAGAGAACAAGGGAGAAGAAGUAGUGAGAGAGGGGAAGAGGCAGAAGGUGGAAGGGGAGGAGUUGGAGGCGCAGCUGGAGUUGAAGAUCAGAGCCGACACCAGCAGUCGACACAAGCUGGAGAAGGUCGUGCAGCAGCUGGUGGAGGAGCAGCUGCGGGUCUUGCAGCUGAGUGUCUUCGACAGGAGUUUGCAGGAGCUGAGAGAGAGAGUGGAGAAGAUCGACUGCGCCACAAAGCACCAGCAAACCCUCAACUCACUGCAGGCUAAGAUUGCUCGACUGGCCAAGAAAUUUGGGGCUGCUAAUCAGACCAAGGAGAAUAUCAGGAAACCUCUGGAGGGAACCUUACUUACACCUACUAUGACUACACCCACCUCCACUGCGAGCACCACCUCCACCUUCCGGUCUGUCAGAACAACAAUGGAUUCCAAGCAAAGUAAUCAGAGCCCAGCUACUCGCUCUCUUAGUUCCACUGCCUCUCCAGCUCAGCCCAAGCCCCUGUCGACCCCCGCCCCUCCGGCCUCCUCUCCCCUGGUCUCGGCCUCUGUCCCGCUGCUCAUCACCACCACCACCACCACCACCACCGCCGCAGCGGGGGCCGCCUCCGACGCCACGUCUUCCGUCUCCGGCCUGGCGCCCGUCGCUUCCCAAAACCAGACGGGGACCCUGCUGCUCAAAACCUCCCUCGGCAACGGCGCCGUCGCUCAGAGCCCCGCCCCCGCGUCGGCCCCGCAGCCCGUUUCCCUGCAGCCCCUGCUCAUCCAGCUGCCCCUCGCCGGGUCCGUCGUGACCGGCCACGGCGCCGGCGUCGAGCUCGUCCCCGUCUCGUCCCUGGGCGCCAACGUGAGCACGCUCAGCAAAGCCAAAACCACCACCGCCGCUACCUUCAUCCUCCAGAAGGGCUCCCCUUCCUCCUCGGCCCCGUCGCUGCCCUCUGCCCCGGCCCUCCCCCAGAUCACGAUCGCCCGGGCCGUGUACCCGGGGGGCGGCGGCACAGUGAGCGUGCCCAGUUCGGGGGUGUCGGUCUCCACCGCCCGUACCCCGACGCAGUGCGCCUCUGUGGCGGGGUUUACCUCGUCCUCCUCGCUCCCCGUGUCUUCAGCACCCGCGGCGACGGGAGGCCUGGCCGCCUCGGCCCCGCCUUCGGCCACCGUGAUGGCUUCCAAAACAGAUAAUCAGGCCACAAACUCUGCUGCAAGCAAGCCACCUGUACAGGUAUCUCGAGCCAGCAGUUCACGGGCAGUUAUAGACCUGACUGAGGAUGAUGAUGACGUACAAGUGACUGGGGUACAGAGGGCUCCGGUGCAGUCUGGCCUCAAUGCAGCUUCAUCUGUUUCCCCGGCAACCCAGCGCAGUACCGGGGCUCCUCCCCCUCUCAUAAGCUCCAGCACCGCACUCGGCCCCGCGACCGGUUCCACGAUGAGAUCCUCUCCACUGGGUGGCCUGCACUCGGUGAAUGGACCACCACUCACCAUUCCCUAUCGCUCCCCACAGAACUCUCCGUCGAAGGUCCGCCCGGCCAAUCCCAACCCUUCCCCCCAGCAGCUGCCCCCCUUGCCCUCCCCGCCGCCGGCGCCCGUCCGCCUGCCCCCCGAGGCGGCGCACACCUCCCUCCCCCAGCAGCCCCAGCUCAAGCUGACCCGCGUGCAGAACCAGAACGGCAUCGUGCUGUCCUGGUGCGUGGAGGAGCCGGACCGCGGCUGCGCCGCCGUGGACAGCUACCACCUGUACGCCUACCACCGCGACCAGGCGGCCGCCGCGCCGCAGCCGCACUGGAAGAAGAUCGGCGAGGUGAAGGCGCUCCCGUUGCCCAUGGCCUGCACCCUCACCCAGUUCGUCUCGGGCUCCACGUACUACUUCGCCGUCUGCGCCCGCGACAUCUACAGCCGCUUCGGGCCGUUCUGCGAGCCCCAGUGCACCGACGUCGUCGGCUCGUCCUCCGGCUGAGGCGCCCGCCGAAGCGCGGACCCGGGAGUCCCGGGAGACCCGGGAGCUGGCCCGGCUGGAAGCUAAAAAAAAAAAGGCGUCAAGUGCGGUGCCUGCGCCAGCUACUGUGCGUCGGCUCAAACUCAGGAAAUACAUUCUGUUGGUCCGCCAAGCACUUAUAAAGCGGUAUUUUUUAAGGGGUGGCACUGAUCCAAGCAUUUGGAAUGACCAUGUCUCCCUGAGGCUAAUUUGGGGGGGGGGGGGGGGUGAUGUGAAUAUUGCCCUGAAAAGUUCAGUCUGAUUUCAAGUGUUGAAACUACAUGUUCAGUGGCAGGUACGGAUACAAAAUCCCCGGAUGCUGUUUUUACAAAAAGAAGAAUAAGAUUAAGGAAAUCAAAGGAUUGAUGACUUGAUGAAUGAGACAAACUGGUGCUAAGACUGACAGCUUUACACAUUUAGGACUGAAUGUACAGUGCAAAAAUAGACAAAUACAGUGAUGCUACGCAAAAUAUACAAACACACUCUCUCCCUCUGUUAUUCUUGAUUCAAGACUACUCUUUGUGGAAGAGAUACAUAGGACUGAUUGCUGUUUUGCAACAGAAUAAUACGAUUUAAAAUAUGGGUAACUGGCAGGUCGGUUAUUUAUGUAGCUUCUUCAGUUUCCUUGAACUUUGUGUGUUUAUAUAAGAUAAAUAAAUGAAACCAAAAAUUUGUAAAGAAAAAAAAUGCAAGUUUGCAAAAAGGAACAUUUGUUACGGUAAGAAAUUGAAAAGAUAAAACUGAACGGACUAAUUUUGUAUGUUUUGUCUGGUACCCAGACUUUAUUGGAUAGAGAAAUUUAAAUAAAGUUACGUUUUUCUUUUC
Anguilla rostrata (American eel) is the source of this 4018-nucleotide messenger RNA. RefSeq names its product activating transcription factor 7 interacting protein (gene atf7ip). Gene Ontology annotation, biological process: regulation of DNA-templated transcription. NCBI's taxonomy places the organism in Eukaryota, Metazoa, Chordata, Actinopteri, Anguilliformes, Anguillidae. Gene Ontology annotation, cellular component: transcription regulator complex; nucleus. Gene Ontology annotation, molecular function: protein binding; transcription coregulator activity. The record is from RefSeq and is a predicted model, not a curated record. The coding region runs from base 107 to 3175 and encodes 1022 amino acids. The transcript has 14 exons.